Dreissena polymorpha is the source of this 1699-nucleotide messenger RNA. Its product is annotated as fibrinolytic enzyme, isozyme C-like. Gene Ontology annotation, biological process: proteolysis. The transcript has 7 exons. The record is from RefSeq and is a predicted model, not a curated record. Lineage: Eukaryota; Metazoa; Mollusca; Bivalvia; Myida; Dreissenidae. Bases 785 to 1597 code for a protein of 270 amino acids. Gene Ontology annotation, molecular function: serine-type endopeptidase activity.
CUUUCAUUGAAAUUGAGAAUUAUAAAUGACGAUUUAUUAUAACCACUGUUAAUGCAGUUUUGACCCUUUACCACUUAGACGCAUAUUUGGACGCAUUUGUUGUCCCUUAGAAAGUUAAAUUUAAUUAAAGACCUUUCUUCCUAGAUUAAACCUUCAAAGGCUUCAUUUCCAACCAUUAGAUUCUGAUGAGCAGCAAACAGCAUUUAAGUUUAAACCUGAACAGACUGCGAGUUACUCUAUGCUUGCACAUAGCCAUAUUCAAUUUGCUUCUAAGUGGGAAAUGGUUAAGGGUAACAUUUUUUUUCAACUUUGAGCUGAUGGCGGAGACACACACCCUCAACAACUAUCUUGACAUGAACUCGUACUGUUCAACAACACGAUUUGAUUAGUAAUUCCAAUACAGUAUAUACCAUAUUUUUCUAGCACAAUACACUCGAUUACAGCAUGUGCGUUCACAUGGUCCUUAAAAUCGCACUUUUACGUGAACCAAUCGUUCAAAUUUCGUCCCUUUCACCUUUCGUGUGUUGUAAAUCAUUGUUGACACUGAGAAACAACAGUCACUUAUAAAAAAAGCUCUUCAUACAGAGUGUUGAUUAUGUGACUUUUGUACCUGUUAUACAAAUGUUAAGCAGGCACGAGCGUUUUAUGCCUAAGCCUAAAUAAUUAACCUAUUCUCAAUUGUUCGGGAAAACGGCAUGUGUUCACUUGGACAAUCGCCUCUUGAUCAUACAGGAGCGUAUAUAAGUCCAGUGAUUACGGUCUUAUUUCGAGUCGUAUCAGUUUAAUGAACUGCUCAAUUUCAGUCACAAUGUUGUCUGUACUUGCUCUGACGUGCAUGCUGGCGUUGGCCUCAGGCGUUCCACAGAGCCGGAUUCACUAUGGCACGGCGACCAACACCGGCACCUACAAGUUUAUGGCGCAUCUUGAGGCACGGCAGCUGCUGGUACUCUGGUCGGGCAUCUGCGGCGCCGUCAUCACCGAUAAUAGAUACGUCAUCACCGCCGCCCACUGCGUCGAGGGAAGACGAAAUACUGACCUCAGAAUCGUGAUCAACAAGGGCUUGUCAAACGAGGCGCGCGUUAACGUGGAAACGAUCACUAUGCACGAGGGUUACGGGAGCAGCGCGUUCCCCGGCGCCUACCCGAAUGACGUGGCGGUGCUGCGCCUGGCCGUAAACUCGGUGAUCGGUUCCGGUCACCCCAUCUCGCUUGCCAAGCCAGAGGACGGCGACCGCAGCGGCCAAACAUGCAGCAUAAUGGGCUGGGGACUGACUGAGAGCGGAAGUGCGAGCUCGGUGCUUCUGGAGACCGACGGCAAAAUCCUGUCUUCGUCGCAAUGUGCCGGUUACUGGAGCACCAACUACAACCACAACGUGCACAUCUGUAUCGAUAAUAAAAAUUCCGGCGCAUGCAAUGGUGAUAGCGGCGGUCCGAUGGUCUGCAACAACCAGCUGGCUGGCGUCACUUCAUGGGGAAUGAGCGGAUGUAACGUCACCUUCCCGUCUGUGUACACCAGGAUCUCCAACUACAAUGACUGGUACGCCAGCAAGACCGGCGCCCUUCUCGCCAAGCAGAUUCCUGUGCCAGUCCUAUACUGAACUCUUCCAACGUAGACCUUAACGUCGAAAGAACGUGACGUUACACGUAUUGCUUGGCAUUGGGCACUUCUAAUGUGAAAAAAAUAAAUUUACUGUAAAGAA